Molecule: messenger RNA, 435 nt
Organism: Naumovozyma castellii
Lineage: Eukaryota; Fungi; Ascomycota; Saccharomycetes; Saccharomycetales; Saccharomycetaceae
Gene: ELF1
Product: Elf1p
Exons: 1
Coding region: 1-435 (144 amino acids)
Source: RefSeq, a predicted model, not a curated record
AUGGGUAAGAGAAAGAAAUCAUCAAGAGGACCAGUGAAAAAAGUGGUACAGAAAUUAGACACGAAAUUCAACUGUCUGUUUUGUAAUCAUGAUAAAUCUGUGUCAUGUACUUUAGAUAAGAAGAAUAGUAUAGGAGCAUUACAAUGUAAGAUUUGUGGUCAAUCCUUUCAAACAAGAAUAAAUGCAUUGUCUCAGCCCGUAGAUGUGUACAGUGAUUGGUUUGAUGCCGUUGAAGAAGUUAAUGAAGGGAGAGGGAGUGAUUCAGAUGACGAUGAAGGUUCGAGUAGUGACUAUGAAAGUGAUUCUGACACUGCGGCUGCCAAGGUAGCUGCAGGUGAUGUAGAUUCCGAUGAAGAAGAAAUAGAUUCUGACGAAGAAAGGAUAGGAACGGUAAAACAUGGAAGGAAUACUUUGGUAGAUAGUGACGACGAAUAG